CCACCAACACCCCAAACCGCUUCCCGAGGCAACUCCACUACCAUGGCUGAACGCCGGAAGCGCCAGCAUCCCAAGGGGCCCGCAGCGCAACGCCGGGAGAAGCGCCGUCGAGGAGCUAUCGACGAGGUCGGUGCAGCCCAGGAACACAGGAGAUCUCUCACAGUCCUGGGUCUUCUGCAGGCCGUAGUAGUGGCGGCGGGCGUGGUGGCAGCAGGACAAGCUCAUCGUGCCCACUGCCCUCAGGAACGGGAGCCCAUCUACGAGCCCAAGCGGCUUCCGUAGGCCCAACACGAGGCGGACCUCGAUAAACGGCAAGGCUGGCGGCGGUCGUACCGCAUGGAGAAGGCCAGCUUCCACAAGCUUGUCGAGCUACUCCGCCCUUCGCUGGCAGUCAACGCCUUCUUCGGCGGUGAGAGUUAAUGUGUAAAUGCAGCCGCCCACGGCAGGAUAUACCUGGAGAGGGUGACGCCGGGGUUCCAGCAGCCAGCGUCAACGACGCUGAACUGGACGCUCGGUUGACUGGCAUGGAACAGCGGUUAGGCGAAGCGAUGGAAGGCAGGAUGCAAGCCAUGAUGAGCCAGGUGAUGAGCCAGCUUCCAUCGUUGAGGGGAGCGUUGGAUGUUGGAGGUGUUCCGCAGGAGGAGGAGUCCGGCGGUGACGUAGGGGCAUCGACAGGGGCCAGCGGUGACGCUGCCGCCCCGAACAGCAGCCAGGGGUCCGCCGCGACGGGCACAGUGGGUGUAGGCGGCUACGGCAGAGGAUAUGGCUCCCAAGGUGAGGCAGCCGCAACCGGCGGUGGCGUUGGUGGUGUUUUCGUCAGCGGUGAUGUCGCUGGUGAGGGUCUUUUCACGGGAGGCGGCGGAAUUUCGAAACUCGCCGCGUCUCACGUAAACCCACCACAGCUCAAGAAAGGGGCCGAGCAGUACCCGGGGUGGAGGCAGGAUAUGAUCGUGCAGGCAGGCAUUCUCGACAUAGGCGAUGUGUUCUCCGGCGGCGGGGUGCUGCCGGACAUCAACAAGCCACAGACCGCCCUUCUCGAGCAGGGGUUUUCGUAUGCAGCAAUCCGCAAGACGUAUCUGGCGUGGAAUUUCCUCUCUGCCACGUUGACUACUGAGACGAACAAAGCCAUCCUCAGUCGUUGCACGAACCCACGGGAAGCCCUGCGGCAACUAGAUGCGGCAUACCUGCCGGAGACACAGGGUGCAUAG
This is a messenger RNA of Ectocarpus sp. CCAP 1310/34, 1208 nucleotides long. The record is from the annotation of a GenBank genome assembly. Lineage: Eukaryota; Phaeophyceae; Ectocarpales; Ectocarpaceae.